Molecule: messenger RNA, 624 nt
Organism: Angiostrongylus costaricensis
Lineage: Eukaryota; Metazoa; Nematoda; Chromadorea; Rhabditida; Metastrongylidae
Source: the annotation of a GenBank genome assembly
GAUGAACAUUUGUGCAGUGACUUUGACCAAUCUUUCAUGUUUUCAUUGACGGAGUCAACAAAAAUUCUGCUGGCAAUUGGGCGAAAGGAAAGUGUUGAGGAAAAUCCGGAACCAGUAUUUAGAAUGUUGUAUCGCCGCCGGUCUCCACGGCUUGUUGUGCGACACAACAUUGAGGUUAAUUUUUGUCCGGUGUCAGUAAUGUAUGAGGAAAAUGCAUUACACGGCCUUUCCACUCUAUUCGCCGACGAUCCUGAUCUUUUCACAAAUGUAGCGGUGGAAUUGCGACGUCGAAAAUGGAGUGAGAAAGCGCAAGCAUUGCGUGAAUGGGAAGCUGGUGACCCAUUCGCUUGUCUCGUUGUGCAGAAUGUAUCAGUGAAUUAUGCUGCAAUAGAAGACUACGUGUCAAAAAUGAGGUUAGGCAUUGGUCACGUUGACAUAGCAGAUCUCGUUGAACGAACAGGACAUCCCUUGUUAACCACUAGAGGAAUUUUUCCUGUAUCGUGCACUCUAAUAGGAAUAUCAGCAGCCUUAUUGACAGUAAACGGUUGUGUGAAGAAUCGGAAGCUACAAUUACUGCCACCUUUGUUGAUUCGAGACAUUCUCAGUUCGAAUCCAAAUAUCUAA